This is a messenger RNA of Striga hermonthica, 2079 nucleotides long. Lineage: Eukaryota; Viridiplantae; Streptophyta; Magnoliopsida; Lamiales; Orobanchaceae. The record is from the annotation of a GenBank genome assembly.
AUGGAUUGUCCUGCUGUUCCGAAACCUCAGUCAGCUUCAACCUCCGCCGCCUCUCCGCCGAUGCCGGAGGUGGAGGCCAAACGCGAGGAACGGGUGAAGGAGAUGGUGCACAGGACAAAAGUGAUUCAGUUUUUGGGGCGAAAGGCACCUAUUGUUCUCCAAAAUGAUAAUGGCCCCUGCCCUCUUCUCGCUAUCUGUAAUGUUCUUUCACUAAAGAACAAUCUGAAUUUAAGUCCAGAUAUUUCUGAGGUUUCACAGGAGAAACUGCUCUCGCUUGUUGCUGAGCGUUUGAUUGAUGCGAACACUGACAUCAAUAACAAAGACACUGGUUAUGUUGAAAAUCAGCAGCAGAAUAUUGCGGAUGCAAUUGAUUUACUUCCUAGACUUACAACCGGGAUCGAUGUGAAUGUAAAAUUUAGAAGAAUUGAUGAUUUUGAGUUCACUCCGGAGUGCGCGAUAUUUGACCUACUGGACAUUCCACUCUACCAUGGAUGGAUUGUUGACCCUCAGGACCAUGAAACUGCUGAUGUUAUUGGUUCUAAAUCUUAUAACACUCUCAUGGGGGAGCUCGUCUUUCUAGAAACAAAAAACAUAGAGACCGAACAGAAAAAGAAUUCAGAAGAUGACAGUGUUGAUUUUGUUGCUGCGACAACUGCAGCUCUUGGUGUACCUUCUCCAAGCCUCUCAAGAGUCCAAUCCUUUGACGAAUCUCCACAUGCAGCAAGGAAGGGGGAUAUUGAAGAAGAAGCUGAGUUAUUAAGAGUUUUGAAAUUAUCAGAAGGGAAAACAUCUUCUUUAACUGAGGGUGUAGUUGCUGAUCUGAAUGUGCAUGAAAACUCACACAUUAAGAAGUCUGAACCGGUCACAAAUUUGGAAACAGUGGAAGAACGAGUUACUGAUGAAACUGUAAAGAAUGAGUUAUUGAUAACUGGUGAUAGCGAUACUCUGAAUGAUUGCCAUCUGAAUCUAAAAUCUGGUGAAGUUCCACCAAUAGCUAUCGAUCAGGAGAACGGAUGUACCCAAACAAUCAGGGAAGAAUGUAGUGAAACUAUAGUUGGUUCUGAUGCAGGGAUAGAGAAUGGGAAACAUCAACCUGUAUCAUUUUUGCAAGAUCCUCCUGCUUCUAGCAACUCACAUGAUAAACCAAGGAGUAAUGAACAUACUCCAAAUGAAUCCAUCAUUCCCUCUGACCCAGAUGAACCAAGAAAUCAUCAAAAUGCUUGUGUGAUCAGAGAUACGUCUAGCUCGUUGAAUGCUGUUGCAGAUUCAGAUGCACCUAGUGGACAAAUGCAUCAUAUAUGUGAACGUGAAACCUUGUCUUCCAGUGUUGCCAGCAAUGAACCCAUUUACGAAGGUGAAGAGUGCAUAUUGGACUCAGGAAGUGUAGCGUAUGAAAACCGAGAGCCUGUUUAUGAAGGCGAGGUGGUUCUUGCAGAACAAGUAGAUCAGGAUUCUAUAGACAGCAGUGGCCUUAGCAACAAGGCUUUGUCUGUAAAACAAGGUGAAAUCAUCCGGAACUUCAUGAAGAAUAGUGCGAAUCAGUUGACUGUGUAUGGCUUAUUUUGCUUACAAGACAAAGUGAAGGAACGUGAGAUUUGUGUGUUUUUCAGGAAUAAUCACUUCAACACCAUGUUUAAGUAUGAAGGCGAGUUGUACAUUUUAGCAACAGACCAAGGUUUCAUUAAUCAGCCUGAUUUGGUGUGGGAAAAGUUAAAUGAGGUGAAUGGUGAUACUGUGUACAUGACCAGCAAUUUCAAGGAAUUCAAGAUGGAGGACCAUUCCAACAGCACAUGGGAUGAACAAAAUGUCUUGGCCAGUACUGCAGACUAUCUUGCGAGCAUUGAUAAUACCAACGAAAAUUCAAAUUUCAAUUCUGAUUUGCAGUUGGCAAUAGCUCUCCAGCAACAAGAAUUUGAUCAACAGCAGCAGGUACAACAGCCACAGCAUCAAAUGCAACAGCCAGCCACCAGUGGUGGCUCAAGACUGGUAACUGGUCCUCAGGUUCCGCGCAGUAGUGGGAAGCACUCAUCCUCCUCUAAGCAUGAGUCAAAAUCCAAAGAGAAGUGCAAUAUAAUGUGA